AUUGCAAAGCCGCUCUGGUGCUCAUGAGCCUGGUCUGCACUUCAGCGGUCUUCCUCGCUUUCAUCUGCUCCUACACCAUCUCCACCAUCAGCUGCGGAGAAAAAAUGCAAGGUGAUCAGUGGAGCAAAGCCUCUGAUAACUGCUCUAAAGGACCUUUCUCGUUGGAAAGAGCUCGGUUUGGCACUGGGCGUCCCGUCGGAGGAACUGGAAGCCUUCGAGAAGUAUAACGAGGAGGCGGAGCUGAAGAAACGAGCAAGUGCAAUAUUUUGCGUGUGUUUUGUGCUUAUUUAGAAUGACGUAGAACGUUACGCUAGUGACAGCGCCCAACCAAUAGUUAUAUUAAAUUCCUGCGUUGAAACGACUAGGUAGGUAUGCUUUGCUUGCCAAUAGAAUACAAACUCUGAAGGAACUGCUAAAAUGUUUUUAUAAGAACGGGGUUUAAAUGGAAAAUGUCCCAUGAUAGGGUUUUGGGUUACGAUGUGUGUUAUAAUAUAGCAUGUGGAACUACACUCAGUGAUAUACAAUAGGGCCCAAGAUAAAGCUGGUCAUGAUGUAUACGUGUACAUACCAUAAUAAGUGUAUAUAAUUUUUUUAAUGCACAUCACUAACGCAUGUUGUGUUAAAGGUGUCAUACAAAACUGAAAAUUAGUGUUUCUCUUUAUGUGGUAUCAUUUUCUCUGAAUUGGACGCAUUUCACCACUGACCGCAAGAUGGCAUAAAUAUUAUUUUACAAACUGAAUUCAAAAUUUGUGCGGUUGUGAAAAAUGCACCUGCAAAAACGGUGAAAAAUAGAAUAAUUUUUUUAUCGUGGCAGGCGAUUUAUCGUGUGCUGCAAAAGUUAGCUGGAAGGGGGCGUGGUGUUGAUCUGGUUGCCUGGAUACAUGUUUGGAGAGAUGUAGGAAGAGUAGGUGGGCAUUAGAGAGUGAGAGGGAAAUGGCCCAGCAGGGAGGACACCUGGCGGACCACUACCAUAGUUGACCGGACCACCCCCCAUCACUCCAACACUAACGGGACCACUCUGGACGACCGGAACGCCACCCACCCCCCCAUAUGGACCAUAGGGGUAUAAGGUUGGUAGGAGUGGUAGAGAAGGGGCAUGAUUAGGGAGUGAGCCUGCGACACUCGUGAAGGAAGUUCCAAAUCGAGUGCUGGCCGUAGCGAGGUGGUUAGAGAAGGGAAUUGAAGAUGAUUGGUGCUGAUUGAGUGCCUGAAGCCCCUGUACAAAGUGUGUCAUUCCGGGGUUGGAGCUGGUGGGAUGGUGUGAGGGGAGGGAGGAGGAGAGGGAGAGGGAGGGGAGAGGGGGAGGUGGAAGGGGUUGGGAGAGGACGGGGAAUGCAGAGAGGGGGGUGGUGCCGAGAGGGAGAUUGGAGGGAGGGAGGAGGGAGGAUG
This is a messenger RNA of Geodia barretti, 1389 nucleotides long. The record is from the annotation of a GenBank genome assembly. NCBI's taxonomy places the organism in Eukaryota, Metazoa, Porifera, Demospongiae, Tetractinellida, Geodiidae.